GCGAGAGAACGACUUUGGUUUUUCACUUUCUAUUUUUUCUUUUUCUCUCUCUCUCGUUUUCUCGACCCCUUCAAUACAGUCUCCUCCAAUUCAGCCUUCGUAGCCAUGAAAGCUCUUCUUCCUUGAACGCAGGUUUGCUUCUUCACGUGGGUCUGGGUUGGUUCUUCUUCUACCAUGGAGGUGGACACAGUUCAAGGUAAUGACCUUGUGAAUGGCAUUGAGGCGCACACAGAUGAACAAUCACUUUCGCCUGAAGGUUCUGAUGUUUAUGAUGCUUAUGUCGAUCAAGACAUAUUUCCUCGAGUGGGUGAGCAGUACCAGGUUGAAAUCCCACCUUUAAUGUCACAAUCUGAUUACUGCCGGUUACAAAAGAACAUAAAUGAGGCAGAGACCACCGCAGCUUCCCCCCAUGAUUUUUCAGUAGGAUUACCUAUUCUGAUAACUUGGAUUAAUGAUGAAGUAGGGAAGAAAAGGCAUACAGUGCUUGGCAAUGUUUGCAAGUCAGGUGGAAUUGCUGAUAAAUUGGGGUUCUCAAAACUAAAAUGCAACAAAAAGAGCCAGAAUUCUUUGUACACUAAUGAAUCAAAUUCUAAGCAUGAGGUCAUUAUGGGAGAAUCUGCAAAUUUGAAUGUGCAGCAAGAAACAAUGGUUGAGGCGCAUGAGAACAAUAAAGGCAAAGGCUUCUGUCUUGUUCCUGGGUCUUCAACUGACAUCUGGAAUGAAAAAGAAGAGGCCAGGCUCAUUCUCAGCUUGUACGUAUUUGGUAAAAAUCUGGUUCUGGUGAAAAAACUUAUGGGCAAUAAGAAGAUGAGGGACAUAUUGUCAUUCUAUUAUGGGAAAUUUUACAAGUCUGAGAAAUACCGUAGAUGGUCAGAAUGUAGGAAAAUGAGAAGCAGAAAAUGCAUUUAUGGGCAGAAAAUUUUUACUGGACCAAGGCAACAAGAACUGCUAUCUCGUUUGCUACCCAAUUUAUCAGAGGAAUGCAGCAAAAGCUUACAUGAGGUGUCAAAGACAUUUACAGAGGGCAAAAUGCUUCUAGAAGACUAUGUUUUAACUUUGAAGGCUUUGGUUGGGCUUGAUGCUCUAGUUGAGGCUGUAGCGAUUGGUAAAGGAAAGGAAGAUCUCACAGUUUUCACCACAGAUUCUUCAAAGUCCACUCACACAUUUCCUGCCCGCCCAGAAAUACCAGUUGGCAAGGCAUGCUCAAUGCUUACGCCUGCAGAAAUAAUAACUUUUCUAACAGGUGAUUUUAGAUUAAGUAAAGCUCGAUCAAGUGAUCUCUUCUGGGAAGCUGUUUGGCCUCGUUUACUUGCCAGAGGAUGGCACUCUGAGCAACCUGGUAGUCAUAGUUAUGCUCUCCCAUCUAAGAACUCUCUGGUCUUUCUUGUCCCUGGAGUCAAAAGGUAUACAAGGAAACUGGUGAAGGGAAAUCACUAUUUCGACUCUGUCAGUGAUGUCCUGGUCAAAGUUGCUUCAGAUCCAGAGCUGAUAGAGCUUGAGUCAGUAACUGACAAUAAUUGCAAAAGCGUGGAAGGAAAUGGGUGGACAAACGAAACAAAAUUGGACCGUGAAAAUUCCCCUGAACAGCAACGCCACUGUUAUCUCAAGCCAAGAACUCCAAAUCGUAGCUUGGAUGUAAUGAAGUUCACUGUAGUGGACACAAGUCUGGCCAGUGAAAAGAUGUCAAAGGUGAGAGAAAUGAGAAGCUUACCAGUUGGAAUUUUAGCUUCUGCAUCUGAAAAUGAUUCCGACAGUGAAGAUACCUCAGAGGAGCAUACAAACGAAUCUGAAUGCGUCAAUACCGUAUGCUGUGAUUGGAAGAAUGCUGAUGUGAUUAAAGCUACCAAAGGUAACAUUGGUAGGGAAGUCUCUACUGAAAUCAACGACUUCAAAAAUGACCCCUCAAGUGAGGAGCUUCAAGUUGGUGCUGCUAGUUUGUAUGUUACCUCCAAGGACCGUAACACAGAUUUGUUUAGCAGCACACACAGAAAAAACUCAAUGAAAUUCCAAUCAAGCUCGAGACUGGUACCGGAUGACAAAAAUGUUAUUGCCCCUGUUGCAAAAAGACGAAGGAGAUUAAGUGCCUGUAGCCAUGCAGAGAGAACUUGCAAUGUUGCCAAUGUCUUCGUGGCUCCCAGAGUAAAACAAGAAGAGGCCAUUUGCUGUUGUGACAGUUCAAAUUCUAACAAGAUUGUUUUUCCAGGAGAAAGUCCACCGGUGGAGAAAAAAGAGAUUGCUGAUCCUCCGCCCCACGAGAUCAAGAUUUUUGCAGAUCCUUCGUUAAAUGCCAGUCAAAUCAAAAGUGGGGAAGCUGUGCCUGAAAGUAGCUCCUCUUGUCAUGAUGAUCAACAUGAGAAACCCUGGAAGCGGAUGAUUGACCUUAACUUGCCUGUUCCACCAGAAGUUGAGGUUGAUGAACUUUGCAAUUCUGAAAUGACUGGGAGACAACAAAAUAACACGAGGGAGGAUACAGAUGAUUCCUGUGCAGCCACAAUCUCCAACCCUGAGGUUAACUCUGAGCAGCCUAACGUGAACACCCGAAGGCAGAGCACAAGAAACCGACCACUGACAGCUAAAGUGCUGGAAGCUUUUGCCUUGGGGUAUCUAGACAGAAAGGAGAAACGUAGAGGCAGGGAUUAUUUGCUAGACAGUUCAGCAUCUAGACCUUCCCGACGCGUGCGUGGUAAGAAGACGGGUGAGACUUCUAGCAGCAGUGGAGCAAAUUUCCACAAGGAGGAAGCAUCAAACGUUGUGUGUAAUGGUAAUGGAGAUGUGAUUUUAACAGGCUUCAAGUCUAAUGAAGGAUGAACAGGCUGGACUCAGCAUGAGAAUAUCUCUACAACAGAUUUUGCCCUGGAAGAAUUAUAAUCACUUACUCCCAAUAACGUCAUGGCACAUGACAUGAAAGAAGUCUUUUCAGAAUUUAUUUGGUAUAGAACAUACGUGACCAUAGAUACAAACGUGAAACAAAAGGGGGGAAGACCAUGGGUCUCAAAUCUGUGUCAGAGACUGCUUACACAAGAGGCUCCUUCAGCUGCAAGGUACUUGAAAAGCCGAGAUAAAAGGAAAUACAAUACUUGUGGUCUUUCCAGUUCUGAGCUUGAAAGCAUAAUAAUAAAAAAAAUGUCUUCCAAAGUUUUAAGUUGUCUCAUUUCUUAGUUUCAAUUCCUGUCCCCAAUCUCAAUUCCAUGCCCUGUUAUGAAUAUAAUGCAUAGCAAUUCCAUGCAGAUUAUGAAUGUAGUUGUGUCUUUGUCUGAGAAAAUAUGCUGGACAAUGAGGUGUUUUAUGAUUAUUGAAUUCUGUGAAUAUCGACAUGGAAAAUGAGAGAGGAGCAGUUAGCAGUUAGCGCCA
This is a messenger RNA of Prosopis cineraria, 3351 nucleotides long. RefSeq lists its product as uncharacterized. Gene Ontology annotation, cellular component: nucleus. The coding region runs from base 175 to 2808 and encodes 877 amino acids. The record is from RefSeq and is a predicted model, not a curated record. Gene Ontology annotation, molecular function: transcription corepressor activity. Lineage: Eukaryota; Viridiplantae; Streptophyta; Magnoliopsida; Fabales; Fabaceae. The transcript has 4 exons.